CUCCCUCGGCGAGGGGCCAUGGAGUUCCCUGGGCACAGCGAGCAGCUUCUGCAGAGCCUUCGGGAUCAGCGCUCGCAGGGCUUCCUGUGCGACUGCACGGUGCUGGUGGGCAGCACCCCGUUCCAGGCGCACCGGGCCGUGCUGGCCUCGUGCAGCCCCUUCUUCCAACUCUUCUACAAGGAGCGGGAGCUGGACAAGCGCGACUUGGUGUGCAUCCACAACGAGAUCGUCACGGCGCCUGCCUUCGGGCUGCUGCUGGACUUCAUGUACGCAGGCCAGCUGGCCCUGCGCGGGGACACGCCGGUGGAGGACGUGCUGGCUGCUGCCAGCUACCUGCACAUGAAUGACAUCGUCAAGGUCUGCAAGCGGCGGCUGCAGGCCCGGGGCCUGGCCGAGGCUGACAGCACCAAGAAGGAGGAAGAGUCCCGGGCGCAGCCGACCACCCCGGAGCCACUGCCCAGCACUUCCCGCAGCCUCCUGCCCAUCCUUCCUCCGCAGGAGACGCCCAGUUGGAGGGACCAGAACCAGUGGAAAACACCUGCCCCUGCCCUGCCCUCAGGCCCCCACACCGAGGAGCCCCCGGGGCCGGAUGGUGCAGAUACCACCCAGCCUGGCAUAGACGCUCCUGUGGUGGAAGGCUCCCAUUCCAGCCCUAGUAGUUCCACAGAAACGGUGCCCACGGGCUACUUUUCCCCCAGUCUCGGGGCUGCCCCCGGGGAGCCCCCAGGGUCCCUGGAAGUGGGUCCUGAGAACUUAGGGGUAGCGGGCCCUCGAGGACCUAGUGGGCCCAUGGAUGGGUUCUACCCACCUCCACAGGUCCCAGUCCGGGCCCCAGCCCCAGGAGAGGCGGAGCCCGUGCAGGUGAAGGUGGAGGCCAUUGUCAUUUCCGAUGAGGAGCCAGAGGGGCCUGAAGAGCGGCCACGGGCAUCGGAGGGCCUCUUCCCCCCAGGGUCUGUGUGUAGGAGCCGCUAUGCCCCCGCCGAGGCAUUCGAAGAGGCCACAGUGGCAGCAGCCUCUGGGGCAGGAGGCCCAGGGCUCGAGGAGGUGGGGCCUGCUGACCACUUUCUGGCCCCUGAUUCCCACCUUCCCUACCACCUAUUAGCUGGCCCUGGGCACUAUCACCCAGGGCUGGUGACCCCGCCUCCCCCAGCACACAGCAGCCUGCAUGAGUCUCUCUAUUUGCCUCCCGAGUAUGAAGUGGCCCCGGGGGGCUUUGGGGUUUUCACAGAGGAUGUCCCAACGUGCAAGACAUGUGGGAAGACCUUCUCGUGCUCCUACACGCUGAGGCGCCACGCCACCGUGCACACGCGGGAGCGCCCCUACGAGUGCCGCUACUGCCUGCGCAGCUAUACGCAGUCGGGGGACCUGUACCGCCACAUCCGAAAGGCGCACAAUGAGGACCUGGCCAAACGCAGCAAGCAGGACCCCGAGGCUGCCCCCUCCUAGGUGUGCCCGCACCCCUGGCUCUCUGACUUCAGCCUGGGAAGUUGGGGGGCUCCCAAAGACCCUGGACCUGGCCCCGGGACUGUUGGGGGAGGGAGUCCUUCCCGAGAACAGUCCAUCCGCUGAGGGAAGGCAGGGAGGUCACUGCUGCUGCUGCUGCUGGGGUGCCCUUGUUCCUGGGAGGUGAGCAGGCAGCAUUCGUUUCAUCCUGCCCCACCCAGUGGUCCUGAGCCAAGGAGCUAGCUAGCUCCUACUGGGAUCUGCUCUCCCAUUUCUGUGGACUCUUCUACUUCCUCCCCCUGGUUCUGGAGGGAGGGAGGGAAGGAGGCAGGCCCGAUUCCUUGGCUUCUCUCCAGUCACAUAAUUUGCCCAGGACCUUGGCCUUCAGAACUCCCCUGAAGUUGUCACUCACCUCUCCAAGUACUGUCUUAUUGCCUGGGCCAUAAAUGUGGAAGUGA
Molecule: messenger RNA, 1901 nt
Organism: Gracilinanus agilis (Agile Gracile Mouse Opossum)
Lineage: Eukaryota; Metazoa; Chordata; Mammalia; Didelphimorphia; Didelphidae
Gene: ZBTB3
Product: zinc finger and BTB domain containing 3
Exons: 1
Coding region: 19-1446 (475 amino acids)
Biological process (GO): regulation of transcription by RNA polymerase II
Cellular component (GO): nucleus
Molecular function (GO): protein binding; DNA-binding transcription factor activity, RNA polymerase II-specific; RNA polymerase II cis-regulatory region sequence-specific DNA binding
Source: RefSeq, a predicted model, not a curated record